AUGCUUUCUAGGGUUGCAAGUUUAUCACUCAAUUACUCAUUACAAUCAGCUUUAAGACUCACAGCUAUAAGAGCCAUGAGUACUGUUAUUCCCAAAGUCCAAUAUGGAUUUAAAUUGGACAAUAAACUUAAGAAACUAGUUCUUCAUGAAGAUUUGCCGGUGCCAACACCUGGUCCCACAGAUGUUCUAGUUAAAUUAACUCACGUUUCAUUAUGCCAUUCCGAUUUGCAUGUUCUUUAUGAUAAUUUGGAGAUUGGUGAUGACUUCGUUAUGGGUCAUGAGAUAUCUGGUGAAGUCGCAGCCAUUGGUGACAAAGUAACUCAUUUGGAUGUAGGACAAAAAGUGGUAGCUUCUGGUCCAGAUGGUUGCGGUUCUUGUGCUCAUUGCAGAACAGGUGCCGAUAAUGACUGUAUUGAUUCAUUAGUUCACGGUUGGUUUGGUUUAGGUAAAGAUGGUGGAUACCAACAAUAUUUACUAGUUAACAGACCUCAAAACUUGAUAAAAGUUCCAGAAGGAGUUCCCAUGGAAGUAGCAUCUCCCAUUACUGAUGCAGUCCUUACACCUUAUCAUGCUCUCAAAGCAUUGAAUUUAAAUCCGGCCUCCAAUAUAUUAUUUGUGGGUUGUGGUGGUCUAGGUUCAAGUGGCCUUCAAAUUGCUAAAGCUUUUGGAGCCACUGUCACAGUUGUCGAAAAGAAGGACAAGGCCAGAGAAUUGGCAAAAGCAUUGGGUGCUGAUUUUGUUUACGAAACAUUGCCAGAGCUGAUACCUGUGCAAUCUUUUGAUCAUUGUGUGGAUUUUGUUUCAGUUCAAAAGACAUUUGACAUUUGUCAGAAAUAUGUUCGUUCCAAGGGUACAGUAGUACCAGUUGGAUUGGGAGCAGCUGAAUUGAAAUUCAACUUGUCUGAUCUUGCACUUAGGGAAGUGAGAAUUUUGGGUACAUUCUGGGGUACAAGUCAAGAUUUGGUAGAAUGCUUAGAAUUAGUGAGGAAGGGACUCGUUAAACCACAGAUUUAUACCAUCCAACCUUUGAAGAAAUUGCCUGAAUUCGUAGAAAAGUUGAGAAACAAUGAAUAUGAAGGCAGGGCAGUUUUCACUCCAUAA
Messenger RNA from Lizanozyma spartinae, 1101 nucleotides. It is a transcript of the gene ADH5, whose product is annotated as Adh5p. Gene Ontology annotation, molecular function: zinc ion binding; oxidoreductase activity. Lineage: Eukaryota; Fungi; Ascomycota; Pichiomycetes; Serinales; Debaryomycetaceae. The transcript has a single exon. The record is from RefSeq and is a predicted model, not a curated record. Bases 1 to 1101 code for a protein of 366 amino acids.